Molecule: messenger RNA, 831 nt
Organism: Elgaria multicarinata webbii
Lineage: Eukaryota; Metazoa; Chordata; Lepidosauria; Squamata; Anguidae
Gene: AMELX
Product: amelogenin X-linked
Exons: 6
Coding region: 1-831 (276 amino acids)
Biological process (GO): enamel mineralization; multicellular organism development
Molecular function (GO): structural constituent of tooth enamel
Source: RefSeq, a predicted model, not a curated record
AUGAGAAAGAUGGAGACCUGGACUUUGGUUAUGUGCCUCUUAAGUACCACUUUUGCUCUUCCGCUGCCACAACAUCCUGGUUAUAUCAAUUUCAGUUAUGAGGUAAUGACACCUUUAAAAUGGUACCAGAACCUAAUUGGGCAUCAGUUUCCACGGUAUGGCUAUGAGCCCAUGGGAGGAUGGAUGCACCACAGUGCAGGGCCAGUGACGCACCAAACUUACUUUCAAGGGCAUCCAAUGCACCCACCUCUCCAUCAAAUGCAGCCCCAGCAGCCACCUCUGAAUCCACACAUGCAGCAGCCUGGGCAUAACUCAUAUGGGCCAAUGCCUGGACAUAAUACAUUAAUGCCACACUACCCACCAGCUCACGCAGGACCAGUCCAACAUCCGCAUCCACCACAUGGAGAGUACCCAAUGCACCCCCAGCAACCAGGGAACCCAAAUCAGCCAAUGCACCCUCAGCAACCAGGGAAUCCUAACCAGCCAAUGUAUCCAAUUCAGCCACUGCCUCCACUGAUCCCAGAUACACCUCUUGAAUCAUGGCCACCAGCUGACAAGACCAAGCAAGAAGAAGUGAUAUGGAAGAGCUUUGAAAAAUCAGAGUCCAUAUAUUAUCCAAAUGUGUCAAGUGACACCCUCACAUUUUAUCACUCUGAGAUACAGCCCAGAAAAAUAAUCAUGAUUGUCUGUGGCAAAACAAACAAGAGUGGAUUAAAGGAGCCAAGAAACCAGAAUAAAGGAAAGAAUAAUGAAGGCAUUUUCACUUGCUUUCAAGAACUCAUUCUUCUACUGCAGUCGGUGAUACAUGCUCCCAUUAAACCAAGUUCUUAG